UUUAUCCCAAAAACAAUAAAAAUACUAACGUAUAUACGAGUAAAAAUACAAUUUGACAAAGAGAAAAGUAAUUAUUUUUGAAAAAAGAAAAAAAAAAAAAAAAAAAAAAAGAAGAAGAUGAAGAAUAAGAAGCAGCUCAAAGCAUUGUAAAACCCUAAGUCCAAACUAUUACCACCAGCGCCGAUUCUGUGUACGCUUCCGAUUUCUCUGCUUCUUGCAUAUCGUUACCGAUUUAUCUGCUUUCGUUGCCUGAUAAUUUCGUAGAAGAGAGAACGAGCACUUGCUAAUCAUGGACGAAGCAGGUAGGAUGAGGAGGCAUGAUGAAACCAUGACACUCAUAAAGAAUUACCUUGAGCAACACGGAAUGUCCAGCACGGUUCAAGCUCUGGAUAUUGAGAGGGGAAAGCUACCCAAUCUUGCAACUUUUACAUCCUUGCUACUUGGUGGUAACUUUGAAGACGCUGUGACUUAUUUUUGCCAAUUUCAGAAUGAAGUUUCUCUAGCCUCCUGCCACAUCUUAUAUUUCAUCUGGCGGCAAUUGUUUUCGGAGCUUCUUUCUAUGAAUAACAGAAUCCAAGCCAAAACAGUUUUGUUCAUCAACAUGUUUCCCAGUUCACGAGUGGAUCUUUCUUUGAUACAUGAUUAUGACAAACUGAAGAUUUCAUACGAGAACAACACAAUACCUACUGUUGAUGUAGAGAGUGAAAGGGCAGAAGUGGUUAAAUAUGUGGAGAACCAAAUCCAACGCGAUGUAGCUCUCAGGUCCAUGUUCUAUCCAACAAUCAUGGAGGGACAAAAUAGACUACAAACCCUCUUAGAACAGAGUGUGAACUGGCAGCAUAGAGAUUGCGUUCAUAGCACCGGAUUUACCUCGUUGCUGAAUGAACACCACUGCCAGCCCCCUCCAGCCAACAACAAUACGGAUCUGAACGCAUCAUCAUCAAGAGGCAGAUUUGAUGACGGGAUGAUACAUGAGUUUGGCCAGCCCACCCAACACUCACCGUCAUUAGAAUUUACUUUUGAUUCUGAUGAUGCAAACAUAAAUGAACUCUUUGAUGGCUUAGUAGUACCUUCUCCUUUCCCUAAGGAAGUGAUGAAUGUGCUUAACCUAAGUCAUGUCACCGGUAUGGAGUUUCAUCCUCAAUUACCUCUAAUCCUUGUUUGCACAACAUCAGGUGAAAUUAAAUUGUUUAAGCUCAAUGCAUCAAAUUACCCUAAUGGAAAGGAGUUUAAGAUCUGGAAAUUCAAAGCAUUAUCACAGGAGUUAAAGGACGAUUUUGUUAAGAAAGAGCGUAAAACUGCAGGAGCUGUAUGUGUGGCUUGGGGAUCUCACGGAAACAACACAAAUUAUGCUGUGGGUUUCUGUGAAGGUUUAGUUCAAACUUACAACUAUACACAUGAUACUCCCACUAAGCAACACCUUGAGAUUGAGGCACAUAGUGGGCCUGUCAAUGAUAUCGUGUUCUAUAGUUCUCAAGGAGAGCUAAAGAUAGUAACCUGUGGAGAUGACAAACACAUUAAGGCUUGGAAUUCAUCAGAUGGGUUAGUGUAUUGGAAAUUGACUCAUACAGCUCCAUUGAAUUCUCUUGCUUUGCACCAAGAUGGAAACAAAGUGCAACUCUUUAUCUCGGAUGUGUUUGGAAGUGCUAUAAAACCAAACAUAGGAUAUAACGGACAACUUGAUGGUAUUCCACUUCUUUUCCCUAGUGAUAUGAAUGCUAGGCUUGAGCUCAAGUUUAGCGGCGAUGGAAAGAGAUUGUUCUAUUGUGGUCCGGGUCGCUUGGUUGAGGUUGAUAGAGUAUCUUUCGAGACUAGGAGAAGCUACAACAGCGUUAUGAAUCCUCAAACAAAACGCAUGGAUAUUUGCAAGAAUGGGUAUAUAGCCGUUGGCGAUGAGCAUUCUGUCAAAGUUUGGCAGCUCGACAAUGGCGAGGACUAUUUCACUAGGAUCUGUAUAAACAAUGAUCGAAACUUUCCAGAGUGUCCCAUGAUUAAGUUUAACAGGGAAGGCACUUUGUUAGCCGUGGUGAGCCUAAGUCACCUGAGGAUUCUAGCAAACAAUGAUGGAAAGAGUCUCCUCGCAGACGUUGAUGGAGGGCUCCCACAUAGUGGAAGGUUCAGUUGUUUUAAGUGAGUGAGACAUUUAAAACAGGGGAAUCAUUUAAUGCAGUGGUCUUUUUUUGGUUUUUUUUUUUUUGUAUGUGGUGGUGAAUUUGCACACUAUCUAUGUGACUAUGUCGUUGCAAGUGGGUUUGGUUUUGGUGGUAAAACGAUUGAAAGAUGAAAGAAAUCACAUUAAGGGAAACA
Molecule: messenger RNA, 2307 nt
Organism: Arabidopsis lyrata subsp. lyrata
Lineage: Eukaryota; Viridiplantae; Streptophyta; Magnoliopsida; Brassicales; Brassicaceae
Product: protein TPR3
Exons: 13
Coding region: 290-2134 (614 amino acids)
Biological process (GO): regulation of DNA-templated transcription
Molecular function (GO): protein binding
Source: RefSeq, a predicted model, not a curated record